UUGCUCACGUUUUGGAAGUGCCGACAAAGCGUAUUGCUUUAUUUGGUCGGAUAUCAUUAUAUCGAUUUCGAUGGGUGACGUUUUUUUACUGAGCGCCGAGCGCCGAUUGCUCUUCAGAUCAGUGAUUGCAUCAAGCCAUAAUGUAUUCCGAAUACGAAGGACAAUGCUCUAAUAGGCGUUGCCCGUCCCCGCUGUGAGGCCGGCCAUGGUUUGCAAGGCUCAGCCACUCAGGCGGGCAAGGCUAGUACUCACAGGACCAAGAAAACGCCAUCACUGCUAAUUCUGAACGCACAUGGCGAUUGCCGUGAAUCGUAUACCCGGGGACUCUUUUAAUCGGUCUCGAGCGGGAGGCACGACCGACUCAUCCUCACAGGUUUCUCGUGCACCAUCCCUUCGCAGACACCCAUCCCACACUGCGCAAGCUAUAUAGCGAUCUUUCUUCGGCAGCAUGGCUCUGGGCCUCACUCACGACUCUCCGAGGAUCUCCGUGGAUAUGCAAGACAUCGUCGAGCGCUGGCUGCGCCAGUUUGCUACCGCUGCCUCCUCGGGAGAUGUUGCGGCGACCAUGAAGACCUUCGUUCCCAACGGCUGGCUUCGCGACGCUCUCAUCUUCACGUGGGACACGCGCUCUCUGGAGGGACAUGCCAAGAUCACCGCGUAUCUCGCUGACACGCUCUCCAACGCCCAUCUCUCCGGCUUCAAGCUCGACGAGCGGGUGUGGGUUCGCCCACAACGAGUGCUGGACGGCGCUGGAAUCGGUGCAGGGUUCGUGUUCGAGACUCCUCGUGCACGCGGUCGGGGUUAUGUGCACCUGAUAGAGGAGACCGAUGAAGGGGUUGAAAAGAGCCAGGACGAACUUAGCUGGAAAGCACUUUCGGUUUUUAUGAUGCUGGACGAGAUCAAGGGCCAUGAAGAGAGCGGCCGUGAGUCAGGCGUGUAUGGCGGCCAUACCCUGUCCUGGGAGGAGGUAUUCGGUGCACGACGUGCGAAGAUCGAGGCAGACCCACAUGUGAUCAUCGUGGGGGGUGGGCAGACAGGAUUGCAGAUCGCGGCACGCUUCGCAAAGAUGAAUAUUUCGGCGAUUGUCGUGGAACGGAACAAGAACGUUGGUGACCAGUGGAGGCAGCGAUAUCCAACGCUAUCGCUGAAUACGCCGCGAAAUCACCACACUUUCCUGUACCAGUCAUAUCCGGUCAAUUGGCCAGAGUUUACUCCCAAGGACAAACUCGCGAACUGGCUUGAGCAGUACGCCGUGUCGCAAGACCUGAUAGUCUGGACGAACUCGCAGAUAGCUUCCACGCCACGCCCGACUUACGAUGCUGCUAGUAAAAGGUGGGCGGUCACCGUCAACCGCAAUGGCAAUCCUGUCGAGCUGCGCCCAAGGCACAUCGUGAUUGCGAUCGGCAUGCUCGGCGAGGCGCGCAUACCCACGAUCCCCGGUCGAGACGCAUUUGUAGGGACCGUUCUGCACGCUAGCAGAUACGGAGGAGGGCAGCCUUACGCAGGCAAACACGCGAUUGUCGUAGGAGCAGGAAACACCGCCGCAGACCUCUGCCAGGAUCUCGCCUUUCACGGCGCACAGGUCACAAUGAUCCAGCGAUCAUCAACUUGCGUGCGAUCGAUAACGGCAGUCGAAGAGGAGAUGAACAGAGCCUACCCCAGCGAUGUCCCUCUGGAAGUUUCAGACUUCAAACUCGCCGCAAUGCCCUUGGGUUUGUUGAGGAUCUUCGCGAGGCAGAGGACGGCACAGAUGUGGGAGGAGGAGAAAAAUCUGCACGCAAAGCUGAGGAAGGGCGGUGUGAGGCUUAACAUGGGAACGGACGACUCAGGACAGUUCUUCUUAAGAGCUGAACGCGCAGGAGGAUACUGGCACGAUGUCGGUGUCGCCGAUAUGAUCGAGUCAGGACAAGUGAAGGUGAAGACCGGCGUGGAGCUAGAGCAGUUCCUCGAGAAGGAGGUCGUCUUCACCGAUGGAACAACGUUGCCUGCCGACGUAGUGGUUUAUGCUACGGGAUACAUUGAUCCACGCGAGAGUUUGAAAGACACCUUCGGUGCCGAUGUCAUUGAACAGACGAGCUUAUUGUGGGGUCUCGAUGAGGAAAACGAGAUCAAGGGAAGUUUCAAGCGUAGCGGAUACCCAGGACUGUGGUACGGUGCGGGCGACUUCGCCACGGGCAGGUUCCUAUCCAAGCAAUUGGCUUUGCAAAUCAAGGCUAUAGAACUUGGCAUGAUGGACUGAGGUCCUUGCCCGCCGAUGUUGAUCUACAUGGCCGGAUUCUUCAUCCUGCGAGAGAAUUUGCUAGAAGGAGUAACGGGAGGUGCCUUUGGAGGUAUACCUAGCGAUGUUUCUUCGCAUAGUAGGUAUUGCGGGAGGAUACGAAAGAGCAUCGGUACUGUACCAUAUCCGUGUGUCUGAUUGCGAAUGGGCGGGAUUCGCAUUCACUACAUGUAUUGUUCUCUCGGUCGAGAGUGCAGAGCAAAUGGCACACGUCAGCGAGGACC
Molecule: messenger RNA, 2502 nt
Organism: Laetiporus sulphureus 93-53
Lineage: Eukaryota; Fungi; Basidiomycota; Agaricomycetes; Polyporales; Laetiporaceae
Product: FAD/NAD-P-binding domain-containing protein
Exons: 8
Coding region: 449-2239 (596 amino acids)
Molecular function (GO): NADP binding; flavin adenine dinucleotide binding; N,N-dimethylaniline monooxygenase activity
Source: RefSeq, a predicted model, not a curated record